Rhodofomes roseus is the source of this 1442-nucleotide messenger RNA. RefSeq lists its product as uncharacterized. The transcript has 2 exons. Lineage: Eukaryota; Fungi; Basidiomycota; Agaricomycetes; Polyporales; Fomitopsidaceae. The record is from RefSeq and is a predicted model, not a curated record. The coding region runs from base 108 to 1169 and encodes 353 amino acids.
GUCCUGAAACAGAGAACAAUGGAAAGGUAAGGAAUCAAUAGAUACGCACUAUCGAUCGUGUGGUCACUAGCAACCAUUGCCGCUUUGGCCAUGGCCUUGUAUUCCGGAUGUGUGGCUCGCGCUCACGUGAGUGUGUGGACGCGAGGGAGCCACAGUUCGACGAACGCAUAAAUACCCUGCGCUUUGACCGUCAGCAUCCCCUCCGUGGACCCCAGCCCAGACCCUGCCCUUCACUCACCCGCUUCCGGCGCUUCUUUGUCCUUUCUCCCUCUUGUUCAAUGCUCACGACUAUGAACUCCUACAACUCUACGAGCAAGGCGACGGAACUCGCCCGCUUCAAGGAUUUCUUCGCGCGUCUGAGGUCCGGGGACUUCGACGCCCUCGCCAAGGAGAUGCCCCCUUCCCCCACCAAGUCCCGGUCGACGAUCAGUGACCUCACGAGCCCACGGUCCUCGAUGUCGUCCGACGAGAGCGCAUGGCCUACCACCCCCGAGACGCGUCACCGCGCUCUCUCGACGAUCGGCGAUAGCGGUUCGGUCGCAAUCGCUGGGGAGGACCACGAAUUCACGUUCGAGCACGCGACGCACGGCUUCGAGUCCCUCGAGGAGAUGCGACGGCUGGCCGCCGAGGAGGUUGCGGCGUCGCAGAAGAGGUUCCAGCCCCUCCCCCUAGACCUUCGCUCGCGCAAGAUGUCUAUCGCGGUCUCCGAAUCCGAGGAGGAGGUCCGGGUCCCGAGGAGCCCCAAGAAGCCACGUGUGGCCGCCCAGUCGAACGGCCGUGAGGGGAAGGACGCGACGUACGAAACUACAGGGGCUUCUGAUGACCCCUUCGCUCGUAUUCCUCCGAGUCGUCCUCGAGGCGCGCAGGAGAUCCCUCAUACCAGGCAGGAGUCGGUCCACGAGUCGGACGAGGAUGAUACCGAGGAUGUCAGGCCCCCCUUGCUCAUCAGCGAGGUCCUCGCGUUGAACUUCUUGCGCGAGAUUCAGGAGAGAUCCCAGCUGUACUCGCCCAACAGGGAUGCGGACUUCUCUGGCCUGAGGCCCCCGACCAUGUUCCCGGCUCCUCGUCCUACCUUUGGCGUCGGCGAAACACGGGAGAGCAUUGCGACCCUCCAGGACCGUCCGAUGAAGCGUCGCCUCCAUGACUGGACGCUGGAUUUGGACCUAUGAAAAGGACACAUGGAUCAUCGCGCGCGGAGGUUGCUGCCUGCGCUCUCUAACCAAAAUUGCCGAUCCUCAUUAUGACCCGGCUGUAUGACUUCCUUCUUCUAACUUAUCCUCUUAUGUUGUCACGAUGGACUCGCUCACGUUAUCAUUGUACUCACAUCGCUGCCCUCCACCACGUCAAUGUCUCUCUAGUGUUGUUGCAUUAUCGGAUUGUAACUCCACGGGCUCAUCUGUAACCGUCUGUCUCGUCAAUCACAAUCUUGUUUCAUCGUUCUA